AACAGUACCACGUCCUGCCGGUAGGGGCGCUAAUCAGACGACGAGUGCGGGAUGGUCUUCCGGGUCAAACGUCCUUUUGCUCUAACUCUUCCUUCCGCCUUGACCGCCAUCGGCAUCAGCAGUCAUGGUCGUCCGCUACCCCAUGGCCGUCGGCCUCAACAAAGGCCACCCCGUCACCAAGAACGUCACGGCUCCCAAACACAGCCGCCGGCGCGGGCGCCUCACCAAACACAGCAAGUUUGUACGGGACAUGAUCCGUGAGGUGUGUGGGUUCGCUCCCUAUGAGAGGCGAGCCAUGGAGUUGCUCAAGGUGUCCAAGGACAAGAGAGCCCUCAAGUUUAUCAAGAAGAGGAUUGGAACCCACAUUCGGGCUAAGAGAAAGAGGGAGGAGCUGAGCAACGUACUGGCUGCCAUGAGAAAGGCUGCUGCCAAAAAGGACUAAACUGUCAAUAAAUAAAGUGUUGGAAACUCCA
Molecule: messenger RNA, 473 nt
Organism: Betta splendens (Siamese fighting fish)
Lineage: Eukaryota; Metazoa; Chordata; Actinopteri; Anabantiformes; Osphronemidae
Product: 60S ribosomal protein L36
Exons: 4
Coding region: 125-442 (105 amino acids)
Biological process (GO): cytoplasmic translation
Cellular component (GO): cytosolic large ribosomal subunit; ribosome
Molecular function (GO): structural constituent of ribosome
Source: RefSeq, a predicted model, not a curated record